AGUUUCAACUGUAGAUGAAAUCAUUAAGGAGAUUGCUAAAUCAGACAUGCGCAAAAUACUCAGAGAGUAUUGCAGUAAUUGUAAACACUGAUAUCCAACUCAGUUAUCAUGAACACGGUAAGACGCUAUUGUGAUAAACAAUACUCAAUUGAAUCGUGAAGUCAACGAUAUUCAUGUUGUGAUGUGAACAAAUGCUUGUCAUUCACCAAGCUCUGGAGGUCAACAACAUAGUUUCGUUGGCUUAGUGAAACGCAUUAGUAGUGAAAUGCAUAAGAAGUGCUGUCUAGCGUGUGUUAUUUUAACAGUGAAGAAACUAAGAUACAUUUGAAAACAAGAUCCAGGUAUUGAGCUAUGGAGUCUCCGGAUUCUUACGUAGCUUCGUUAGACAUUGGGACUACCACAGUACGAUGCAUUAUUUUAAAUCGUUUGGGUCAAAUUGCUGGAUCUGCUAGUUCCACUGUGAAACUAAUAUACCCUAAACCAGGCUUUGUUGAAAUCAGCCCAAAUCAUCUGUGGGAUCAAAUUCUGAAUGUGAUUAAUGCAGCCGUUUCUGACGCCAAACUAAAUAUAACAAACAUCAAAUGCCUUGGAAUAGCUACUCAAAGAUCAACAUUUUUAACGUGGUGUCGAGAUUCCGGAAAACCGUUCCAUAAUUUCAUCACAUGGAAAGACAUAAGGGCAAAAAAACUAUGUAAACAACUAAAUUCGUCUCUAUAUAUAAAAGCACUCCGAGUGGGAGCUUACGGUAUAUAUUUUGUAACCAGAAGCAGCAGAUUUUUAACUGGAAGUCGACUAAAAAUUUCGUCAAAUCAUGUAACCGGCAGACUACUAUGGGUUCUCCAAAACAUUCCAGAAUUAAAAGCAGCUGUUAGUCAAAAAACUGUUAUGUUUGGAACUAUUGAUACAUGGUUAUUGUACAAAUUUUCUAAAGGAAACCUACAUGUGACUGAUAUUAGCAAUGCAGCUGCGACUGGGUUUUACGAUCCCUUCGUUUCUGAGUGGGGUUCCUGGGCAACUCUUCUCGGAAUACCUGAACAAAUUCUCCCUCAAGUAGUAGAAAAUGAUUUUGAUUUUGGGAACACGGCUGAAGAUAUUUUUGGGGUUUCAAUACCCAUACGGUGUGUGAUGGCCGACCAGUCAUCAUCGAUGUUUGCAUCUUGUUGCUUUGCCACCGAUGACGUUAAAAUUACUUUAGGGACUGGCGCCUUCUUGGACGUUAAUACAUCAACAAAAAUCCAUACAAGUGUUACAGGGAUCUAUCCGUUAGUUGGAUGGAAACUUAAGGGUAGGUCGACAUGCAUAGGAGAGGUACCCUGCAAUGACUGUGGUUCUUUAAUUCAGUGGCUCUUGAAUAUAGGCUUAAUUAACAAUCCUUCCGAGAUUGGCGAUAUGGUUACCAGUAUAGAUGACAGCGACGGAGUUUAUUUUAUACCCGCUUUCAGUGGAUUAGGUCCUCCAAUUAAUGACGAAAAAGCCAGUUCGGGUUUUCUGGGCAUCAAACCAACUACAACCCCCAAUCACAUGGUUCGAUCAGUGUUAGAGGGAAUAAUUUAUCGAAUAGUUCUUGCCUUUCAAACUUUAAAAAACGAAAGAAACAAAGAAUACGAUAAACUUGUUGUUGAUGGAGGCGUGUCCAAAUGUGACUUCGUUUGUCAGAUGCUGGCAGAUUUAACAGGAGCGGUUGUGGAAAGAUUACAAUUCUCAGAGAUGACAGCCCUAGGAGUUGGAUUUUUAGCCGGAUUGUCAUCAGGUAUCUGGAAAGACUACGGUGAACUGAAAACGCUCAAUCAAAUAGAAAAGUCGUUUAAACCAACAAAUAAUUUUGAUGUCAGACAAAAAUAUUCAACGGAUUUUAAGAUAUGGUUAAAUGCUGUAGACAGAUUUAAAAUAUGGUACGAAGAAGACUGAAGACGUAUUUUCACACAAAAUGUUACUACAGAGGUUAGAAACCUCUGAAACAGUUGUUUUAUAAUUCUUCUGUGAUAGUGGCAACUUAGUAAUGUCAAUCAUUGAUACAAAUAUAGAAAAACAAAAUUUUACACUUUUAUAUAAAAAAAUAACACUUAAAUUCUACAUUCCUGCUAUACAUUCUUUUUCAUUCAGUAUUCAUAGAUGCGUUAGAUAUUAGACACAUACACGACAAACGCAUAGGUACGUUAUGUUAAUACAACGUUUACGUUUUAAAUAAAUUACUCUAUUUUUGGUAUCUCUUUAGAAAAAUUAUAUACAUGAGGGUUUAUACUUUAUGGUGAGGAUAAUGUUAACAAAAAUGGUUACAGUUGUUAAUAGAUUUUGUUGUUGUA
Molecule: messenger RNA, 2303 nt
Organism: Zophobas morio
Lineage: Eukaryota; Metazoa; Arthropoda; Insecta; Coleoptera; Tenebrionidae
Product: putative glycerol kinase 5
Exons: 11
Coding region: 352-1908 (518 amino acids)
Biological process (GO): glycerol metabolic process; glycerol-3-phosphate biosynthetic process; triglyceride metabolic process
Cellular component (GO): mitochondrion
Molecular function (GO): kinase activity; phosphotransferase activity, alcohol group as acceptor
Source: RefSeq, a predicted model, not a curated record